Melanaphis sacchari is the source of this 2197-nucleotide messenger RNA. RefSeq lists its product as uncharacterized. Bases 518 to 2005 code for a protein of 495 amino acids. Gene Ontology annotation, molecular function: protein binding. The transcript has 10 exons. NCBI's taxonomy places the organism in Eukaryota, Metazoa, Arthropoda, Insecta, Hemiptera, Aphididae. The record is from RefSeq and is a predicted model, not a curated record. Gene Ontology annotation, biological process: regulation of DNA-templated transcription.
UUAACGUCGGACCGUCCGCCGCUGACGACGACGACGUGGACAACUACAUUUAUACCACCCACGCAAUCAAUUUUUCGAAACAAUCAUUACGUCUCAUUCAUCACCGCACGUGUGUCUUUUCGUCCGUUAUUCUUUGGAUUAAGUCGAAAACUGAGUGUCCUAUAUUAUACCGUUUACGUCUAACACGAUCGUCGCGAUUAUUCUUUAAAGUGUGUAAAAAAUAUUCACGUGUUUACCUCGAGCGCGUGUGCGGUAUUACUUGUUGCCGUAGUUAAACAUCAUAUUAUAGCCGCCUCCUAAAUAAUAUAGUACAUAGCUGAUAGGUGCGCCCAUAUCGUACGAAAGGGAAAGGACUCAGCAGUAACAACAGUCCGCUUGACGGACAGAUCGUGGAAUCUUUUGCUUUUCGAUUAUCAUUACUGCUAUUUUCGCCACCGGUCGGUACAACGCGUAGGUACAUUAUAGUUAUUAUACCCAUCCGUAGUGCCGUACAGUGCGACAUCCGGGCCGCGACAACAUGAUGUCACUGUACAGGACCAUCAGGGGCACGAAUGGCACCCAAAAACGCGUCAGGGACAGGAGUUGUCCGUCGUUAGCAGUGCCCAACGACAUGAUAUCCAGGCGCCGAAUAUUGUCCAGGUCCAGGGACGAUCUGAACUUGGAUUCGGGAGUAGGAUUUCCCGUUCAAGUUGAAGAAGAAGAAGACGUGUGGUACAACAAGGACAAACUGUACAAGGAUCAUAUUCAGGAAGUAUUAGAUAAAUGGACGCAAAUCGACGACGAAAUUUGGGCCAAAGUGAUAGUGCUUGAAAGAAACCGUCGAGUGGCCAAAGCUUAUGCCCGAGCACCGAUACUCACAGUGAACGGGUCUGACGAAGGAUUCGAUGGAUACAGAAUUGGCGUAAAUGGUUUCGACAACCCGAUGCGGGAUCCAAAGACCGAAGAAGUAAAAAAGCUAGUGGGCCUAGGUGUCAAAGUGAAAAUGGACGAUCAAGGAAACAUUCUCGUGAAAAGGCUGUCCGGAAAGAACGUGUACGUAAAGAGCAUAUCGAACGCCGGCGAAGAGACUAGCAUCGGGGCAGACGUGCUCAAAUUACCCAACUACUGUCUGGAGAAUGAUAAACCGGUUAAGUUAUUUGACAUGAAAAAAUUCCAACAGAACGUGUCCAGAGAAUUACGCAGAGCUUACCCUGAUCGCAGGCGUCUAGAAUGUCAAUGUUUGAGUGCUAUCAGUUUCGUUAAAAACGAACCAGAUAUGUUGGACAGCCCUAUAUGGGUGUUGAUCAUAAACGUUGUAGCCAUGGAUAUGCUCAAGUCGAAAUUGCCACCAAUUUAUGCAGUGAAACGGACUACGGUGGAUAUUAAAAAUCGGCCAAGAAUCCCGAUCCCGGAUGAGGACCCGUAUAGCAUAGCGGGAGCAAACAUGGUGGCCGCCACACGAGAACAACUGAUGAUGCAGACGGCGGCGCGCAGGGGCGACAAGCCACCAAAGCUGCCACCUAGAGACCCGUCGAACCCUUACCCACAUGAAAUACCUAAGCCUGACUAUGACGAUAUCGAAGAAGAAGAAAAUAGAUUGGUAGGCUCCAUGAAGCAGUUCACCUCAUCCAGGGGAAAGGACAAAGUCAAGGACAACAAUAAAAAAUACGACGACCCGUACUACUGCGGACUGAGAGCGAGAGUACCGAACUUUGUCAAGACUUCCAACGGAAAAACUAAGGAGUUCAUUAAAGACGUGCCCAACGGCCCGAAGAUGAGCACCGCUGUCCCGCCAUCACGGUACCAUCAGAAUCCGAUGGCCCUGUCCAACGGUCACCUAGCCACCGCCGCUCACUAUCAUCACACGCAGCCCGCCAUGUGGCACACGCGCAGCUUCGACAGCGGAAUGGACGCCGAAGUUUUUGAUUCGCCGUACAACCAUAUCUACGGACGGUUACCCAUACCCACUAGAGGUUACAUACCGACGGGACACAGGACUCCAAUGUAUGUUGGUGAAUGGGACUAACGAUUCCAACUGGAUGAACUGAUUUAGGUCGAUCCGCGUUUCUCAUCGACGAAAAUCGAAAUGAUCCAAUUUUAAAAGAAUCGAAAAAUUAAAAAAAAAUCAUUGUACUAUAUAUAUCCCUUUUCGUUUUUUUUCUCGACUGAUGGAUUUAUAUUUGCACAUAAAUAUAUAUAUAUAUAUAAAUUGCGUACA